CACUUCCCGCUUAGAGACAACUAAAGCAAAUACCAUGGACGAGUCUUCUUUCUUUCAAUACUCAACGACAUCGGAAGUCUCGCCUGAGUCGUCAUUUUGCUCGCCGGAGCCGUACAGUUCCGUUUUCUUCAACUUCAACGACGCAGAAGAACUGCUUUGGAUGGAUUUAUUGGCUGAAGGCGGGCGACCCAAACCGGAACCCGAAGAGGUUACUUCCGAGGUUAAACAACCCGAACCGGAGCCCAAAGGGGAACGGAAUUACAGAGGGGUAAGGAAGAGGCCGUGGGGGAAAUACGCAGCGGAGAUAAGGGACUCAACGAGGAACGGCGUUAGGGUAUGGAUAGGAACAUUCGACAGUGCCGAAGAAGCUGCUUUAGCUUACGACCAAGCGGCGUUCGCUAUGAAAGGAGCGUUGGCUACACUCAAUUUUCCGAUGGAAGUCGUUAAGGAAUCGCUUGAAGAAAUGAAGUAUCGGUGCGAAGAAGGUUGUUCACCUGUCGUGGCUUUGAAGAAGAGGCAUUACUUAAGGAAAAGAUCAUCGUCGUCGUCGUCGACGGUGAAGAACAAGAGAAAUAAACGGAACGAGGUGGUCGGACAACAACAACAACAACAACGGAACCUGGUGGUGUUUGAGGAUUUAGGAGCUGAUUACUUGGAACAGCUUCUUAGUUCGUGUUGAAAACGGUGUCGACGACGAUGGGGUCGUGGUAUUUUUUUUUUAAUCUCAAUAUUUUGAUUCCAUUUCAGAUUUUCUUUUUGUUGAUUUCAUUCAAUCUUAGUGCAGUCCCAUUUUUUCCUUUAGGGGGGCUGAUUUCGAUCGGGGCUGUUAAAUCUUGUUCCAUAGUAUAUCUGAUUCUGGUUUGUUUUUUGUAAAGUUGAUCUUAAAAAAGAAGAAAAAUAAAAUUGCAUUUUGUUA
Molecule: messenger RNA, 916 nt
Organism: Gossypium arboreum
Lineage: Eukaryota; Viridiplantae; Streptophyta; Magnoliopsida; Malvales; Malvaceae
Product: ethylene-response factor C3-like
Exons: 1
Coding region: 35-679 (214 amino acids)
Biological process (GO): ethylene-activated signaling pathway; regulation of DNA-templated transcription
Molecular function (GO): DNA-binding transcription factor activity; DNA binding
Source: RefSeq, a predicted model, not a curated record